UCUGUCAUUAUAUCGCGCAUAGAUAAAGUGCCUAUUUACUUAUUAUUGAACUAAAAUGAUGAAGCGUGCUCCAGUAUUCUUUAUAUCUCAUGGAGGUCCAACCCUUUUAGAAGAUCAAGCAAAGCCGGGUCACUUCUAUAAUUGGCUCGGCCAAUACUUAAAAGACAAGUUGAAGCCGAAAGCUAUUGUCCUUAUCAGUGCUCAUUGGCAAGGCGUCAAUGACAACCAUGUUUUCGUGGACGUUUCCGAGAAACCCAAGUUGAUCUAUGAUUUUUACAAUUUUCCUGAUAGAUAUUACAAACAAACCUGGGACCACAAAGGUUCACCUCAAAUUGCUAAUACAGUCAUUAGUUUAUUGGAUAAGGCUGGGUUUAAGGGUAUAGGCGAAGAAUACGGUAAUGAUCAUGGUGUAUGGGUUCCUUUGAAACGCGCCAUGAUGUCCAAUCUCGAUAUUCCUAUUGUUGAAGUCUCAACGUUAUCACACGAAAAUAUGGAAAUGCAUGUUAAGUUGGGAGAAGCUCUCUCUCCUUUGAGGUAAACGGAAAAUCUCCAAGUCAAACUUUUCGUGAGCCAUAUGAGAUUUGAUUCUCAUAUUGGGAAAACCGACUAUUGUAAUAGAGAAGAGGGCAUUGUCAUCAUUGGCAGUGGUAGUGCAGUGC
This is a messenger RNA of Mycotypha africana, 659 nucleotides long. RefSeq names its product Extradiol ring-cleavage dioxygenase, class III enzyme, subunit B. The transcript has 4 exons. The coding region runs from base 56 to 538 and encodes 160 amino acids. The record is from RefSeq and is a predicted model, not a curated record. Gene Ontology annotation, molecular function: oxidoreductase activity, acting on single donors with incorporation of molecular oxygen; zinc ion binding; ferrous iron binding. Lineage: Eukaryota; Fungi; Mucoromycota; Mucoromycetes; Mucorales; Mycotyphaceae.